AAAACAAGAGUGAGCGGCCCAUAUUGAGAAACUUUCAGGAGAAUAGGAACCAAAUGGUACGAUUAAUCAAGUUGUUGAGUGUUGAAGUCCUUUGGUGGUAAGAACCAUGUUUAAGGCGCUUCCUUUGGUCUUAAAAUUCUCUGAUUAUUAACUUCUGGAAGCAUAAAUAAUAAAGAAUUGAAAAGGAAGAGAAGGGAAGAGAAGAGCAUGGAGUGGACUGGUAGUUUUGGCUAACCAUAAACCUCCCCAAAUAUUCAAACACCAAACCCCUAACAACAUAUCUUACAAAAUUCAAAACUCAGAUUUUAGCAUUUGGGCUCUCAAGAUUUGGAAGACUUACCAGAGAGCUUGAAGCAUGAUUUUGGGACAUACUGAUGGUUUAUCAGAACUUGGGUCAUCAAGAGAUCCCCUAAUUGCCUAUCCUGAAUCAGAGUUGAAUGUUGAGGAUGACGAAGAACAGAUAUUGUAUGCAGCUUCCUUUGAAGAACUUGCGAAAAAUCAUGUUAAAUAUGACACCAUUAUAUGGAUUUCUAUAUCUUUGUUGCUGGUUUUAGCUUGGGGGAUUGGCAUCAUUAUGUUGCUCUGUUUUCCCAUUAGAAGAUACAUGCUUCAAAAGGAUAUUUCCUCGCGCAAACUGUAUGUUACCGCUAAUGAGAUAGUUUACAAGUUUUCAAGGCCUUCGAUACUCUUUUGGCGUGUUUCAACAAUCGAGAAGUGCAUUCCUCUUUCCUUGGUGAUUGAUAUCAUUAUUGAGCAAGGUUGCUUGCAGUCCCUUUAUGGAAUCCAUACAUUUAGAGUUGAAAGCAUUGUGCGUGGAAAAGCCACACCUGUAGAUGAACUCCAGGUUCAAGGUGUUGCUGACCCUGGAGUUUUGAGGAAGGUGAUAAUAACAGAAGCUUCAAAGAAUGUACAGGAUUUCGGGAAAGGUUGGAAUCCUACUCUUCCUAUUGAAGAGGAAGGCCUGUCCAGAGUGGGAUCAUUGAACGAGGGACCAGCUGUCUUUAAAUCACCAUCCAAAAGCUGGAAGAUGACAGGUUCACCACGCUAUGCUUCAUCAGAGCAUAGGGGUUCACCACGCUAUGCUUCAUCUGAGCAUAGAGGAUCUCCACGCUACCCUUCAAUGGAGCAUAAAGGUUUAAUACAAGGGGAAAUGCUGCUAAGUAAACUUGGAGAAGUCUGUGAAUCAGUAAAGAAAAUGGAGUCUCUUAUUGAGAAGUCCCAGACUUCAACAGAAAGCAGAUGAAGUGGAGCAAGGCUCUUUUGGACUGGAUCAUCAAGGCACAAGCGUAUUAUACAGAACUGCUUGACUAACCACCCUCCCAGCAAAGAUAAGGGUGGAAAUUUUUUAUUGCAAACCUCGCGGUCGACUCAUUCGCGGCGCGUUUUGUUUAAAUUCAGCUGGGAUUUUUUUUUUAUAAAUUGUUGACCUCUGUGGCAAUUGUUCAAAGGAUUUUUAUCGAGACUGAUUAGCAUGAUGAUUAGUAGUCCAA
This is a messenger RNA of Populus nigra (black poplar), 1490 nucleotides long. RefSeq lists its product as uncharacterized. Bases 356 to 1243 code for a protein of 295 amino acids. The transcript is spliced from 7 exons. NCBI's taxonomy places the organism in Eukaryota, Viridiplantae, Streptophyta, Magnoliopsida, Malpighiales, Salicaceae. The record is from RefSeq and is a predicted model, not a curated record.